AUGAAUGACCUCAGUAAAGAUCUUCUCGAGAAUUUCUUUAAAAAAGUGUCCAGAUCUUUCUUUGAACAGUAUGGGCUCAUCAGCCAUCAAAUCAAUUCAUAUAAUCAAUUUAUCGACAAUGGAGUUCAGAAUGUCUUUGAUUCGAUAGGGGAGAUUACGGUGGAGCCAGGUUAUGAUCCGUCAAAGAAGGGUACAGGUGAUUGGAGAUAUGCUUCCGUUAAGUUUGGGAAGGUCACACUUGAUCCCCCUUACUUUUGGACUGGCGAAAAGUCCUCUGACACGAUAAAAGAGUUCUCGGAUCUGCUUCCAAGGCAUGCUCGACUAAAGAACAUGACCUAUUCGGCUCGUCUGAAAGUACAAGUUCAUGUGGAGAUAUACACCAAGCGUAUGGUCAGUAGCGACAAAUUUAAGACUGGGAAAGAGCAGCACCUGGAGAAUCAUAUUGAAUCCAAACAAGUCAAAGAAGUUAUUUUUGGACGGAUUCCUGUUAUGGUCAAGUCCAAAUUAUGUAAGAUGAGUAGAGCUGAGAAAGGUGAUUGUGAUUUUGACCAUGGGGGUUACUUCAUCAUCAAAGGUGCUGAGAAGAUCUUCAUUGCCCAGGAGCAACAAUAUCUGAAUAGACUUUGGGUGUCAUCUGAUCCUGUUUGGACUGUGGCAUUCCGUGAAAUUUCAAAGAGGAGAAGAGUUUUUAUUAAACUCGUUAAAGCUCCUCUAAUUGAACACAUUAAAGAAGGACCAAUUGUCCUCGUGGUAUACUUCUGUGGGACUGAGAUUCCCAUCUGGAUCUUGUUCUUUGCCCUUGGUGUUUCAUCUGAUAAAGAGGUGGUGGAACUGAUUGACUGCAAUAUUGAGGAUAAACGCAUAAGCAACAUUCUUCUGAAAUCUAUUUACGAGGCAGACAGAAAGUGCGAUGGUUUUCGAAGGGAGGGAAGUGCUUUAACUUAUGUUGACAAUCAGAUUAAAAAGGUGAAAUUUCCACCUAAAGAGGUUAUGGAUGAGAUCCUUAACAAUUAUCUAUUUCCUAACCUACAUGGAUUGAAGCAAAAAUCUCGGUUCCUCGGAUACAUGGUGAAGUGUCUGUUGCAGGCCUAUACUGGUCUCAGGAAAGUUGACAACCCAGAUGAUUUUAGAAAUAAGAGGUUAGUACUAUCUGGAGAACUGCUUGAACAAGAACUCAGAGUGCAUGUUAAACAUGCUGAGAGGCGUAUGGUGAAGUUAAUGCAGAGACAUCUUUAUGAAGACAGUACAUUUCGUUCUGUUGAUUGCUAUCUGGAUGCCUCUGUUAUUACGAAUGGUAUCAACAGGGCUUUUACAACUGGAACAUGGACACAUCCCUACAAGAGAAUGGAAAGAAUAACAGGGGUAGUUGCAACAUUGAGGCGCACAAAUCCUUUGCAGACAAUGUCUGAUAUGAGGAAAACGAGACGUCCACUUUUAAAUACAAGGGUGGUUGAUGACGCCAGAUUUCCGCAUCCUUCUUAUUGGGGAAAACUUUGCUUUUUGUCUACCCCAGAUGGUGAAAAAUGUGGGCUUGUAAAGAAUCUGGCUAUUACUGGACUAGUCAGCACAAAUAUGACUGAACCACUUGAAAGGAUGUUGUAUGAUUGUGGUCUUGAGAAACUGAUAUUAGAGACCUCAAUCACACUUUCUGGAAAAUACAAAGUUUUCCUCAAUGGAAACUGGGUUGGAGUUUGUAAAGAUUCUGUUUCGUUUACAGAAAAUGUCAGGUCUAGAAGGCGUGUGAAUGAAGCGUUACAUCAGGUGGAAAUUAAAAGGGAUGAAAAACAUGGUGAAGUACGCAUAUUUACCGAUGCAGGAAGAAUUAUACGUCCCCUCAUGGUUGUUAAGAACUUAAGAAAAAUUAAAGAUUUACAAAAUAUGGAUCAGAGUUUUCAGUAUCUUCUCGAUAAUGGUAUAGUUGAACUUAUUGGACCCGAAGAAGAAGAAGAUUGCCAAACUGCUUUGGGGAUCAAGUACCUGUUCAUGGAAGAUAAGGGCAUUCGAUGUCCAUCAACUUACACUCACUGUGAGCUCGAUGCAUCCUUUUUAUUGAGUUUGAGUUGUGCUCUAAUUCCUUUUGCAAAUCAUGAUCAUGCAAGGAGAGUUCUGUAUCAGUCUGAAAAGCAUUCUCAACAAGCCAUUGGUUUUUCUACAACAAAUCCAAAUAUAAGAACAGAUACCAAUUCUCAUCAACUCUACUAUCCUCAGAAGCCACUUUUCCGAACCAUGCUUUCUGAUUGUCUUGGAAAGCCAGGUCAUCCUCUAAGUGACAACGGAAUUGUGUCAAGGCCAGAAUUUUUCAAUGGACAAUGUGCUAUCGUUUCUAUUAACGUCCAUCUCGGGUACAAUCAAGAGGAUUCAAUUGUGAUGAAUCGAACUUCUUUGGAGCGUGGAAUGUUCCGUUCAGAACACUUCAGAAGUUACAAGACUGAUAUUGAAAACCGGGCAUUGGCUGGAAAGAAACCGAAUUCCGGUGAUUUGGUGAAAUUCGGAAAGAAAGAAAGCAAAGUUGGGUCUGUUGAUUGCCUUGACAAUGAUGGGUUCCCUUUUAUUGGAGCUAAUAUGCAAAGUGGUGAUAUUAUCAUAGGGAAAGUUGCUGAAUCUGGUGCUGAUCAUAGUAUACAGCUUAAGCAUACUGAAAAGGGUAGGGUUCAAAAAGUUGUUUUAUCUGGAAAUGAUGAACGAAAAAGUUUUGCAACAGUAUCUCUCAGACAGGUUCGAACUCCAUGUGUUGGAGACAAAUUCUCCAGCAUGCAUGGGCAAAAGGGUGUUGUAGGAUUUCUCGAGUCUCAAGAAAAUUUGCCCUUCACAAUUCAAGGAAUCGUCCCGGACAUCAUCAUAAACCCUCAUGCGUUUCCAUCUCGUCAAACUCCUGGUCAAAUUUUGGAGUCUGCUUUGGCGAAAGGAAUCGCCUUGGGUGGCCAGUUUCGUUACGCCACUCCUUUUACAACUCCUGACGUUGAUACUAUAGCCGAGCAACUGCACAGGGCGGGAUUUUCGAGGUGGGGAGGAGAAAGUGUAUACGAUGGUCGUAAUGGUUUAAAAAUAAAGUCACUCAUAUUCAUGGGACCAACAAUGUACCAACGUUUAGUCCACAUGGCGGAAGACAAAAUGAAAUACCGCAACGAAGGGCCAGUCCAUCAAGUAACGCGACAACCAGUCUCAGAUCGAAAGCGAUUUGGAGGCAUAAAACUGGGAGAGAUGGAACGAGACUGUCUAAUAGCCCACGGUGCAUCGGGUAAUGUUCAUGAGCGUUUAUUCACUUUGAGCGAUCCCUCGGAAAUGCAUGUUUGCGAGAAGUGCACGAACAUGGCGAAUGUGAUUGAGCUGGUGGCUAAUGGAAAAAAGAGGAGGGGACCUUAUUGUAGGUUUUGCAAGUCGGCUGAAAGUAUUGUGAAGGUAAAGGUACCCUAUGGGGCUAAGUUAUUGAGCCAGGAAUUGUUUGCUAUGGGGAUUUCUCUCAAGUAUGAAACUGAGCGUUGUUAG
This is a messenger RNA of Impatiens glandulifera, 3486 nucleotides long. RefSeq names its product DNA-directed RNA polymerases IV and V subunit 2-like. Gene Ontology annotation, molecular function: DNA-directed RNA polymerase activity; DNA binding; ribonucleoside binding. The transcript has 7 exons. Bases 1 to 3486 code for a protein of 1161 amino acids. Gene Ontology annotation, biological process: DNA-templated transcription. The record is from RefSeq and is a predicted model, not a curated record. Gene Ontology annotation, cellular component: RNA polymerase II, core complex. NCBI's taxonomy places the organism in Eukaryota, Viridiplantae, Streptophyta, Magnoliopsida, Ericales, Balsaminaceae.